Messenger RNA from Odontomachus brunneus, 1774 nucleotides. RefSeq names its product histone H3.3A. The transcript has 3 exons. Gene Ontology annotation, molecular function: structural constituent of chromatin; protein heterodimerization activity; DNA binding. Bases 170 to 580 code for a protein of 136 amino acids. Gene Ontology annotation, cellular component: nucleosome. NCBI's taxonomy places the organism in Eukaryota, Metazoa, Arthropoda, Insecta, Hymenoptera, Formicidae. The record is from RefSeq and is a predicted model, not a curated record.
GAGUUAGACGCUAGCAUGAGGGAAGCGGUACAUAUCCCUCUGUCCUUUCCGUAAACAGUGCGAAGCAGUCAGCGACUUUCUCUCGUUCAGUGCGUACGUUUGUGUCAAGAAGAUCGGUCGAAGGAGCUUGUGAAAGGCGUUGCUCAGUAAAUAGCGUGGAUAAUCAGUGAUGGCACGUACAAAGCAAACGGCUCGUAAGUCGACGGGUGGAAAGGCACCCAGGAAGCAGCUCGCCACGAAGGCGGCGCGUAAGAGUGCGCCGUCAACUGGAGGCGUCAAGAAACCGCAUCGUUACAGACCUGGUACUGUAGCUCUCAGAGAAAUUCGAAGAUAUCAGAAAUCUACGGAGUUGCUGAUCAGAAAAUUGCCGUUCCAGCGUUUGGUUCGUGAAAUUGCUCAGGACUUCAAAACUGAUCUGCGUUUCCAAAGCGCGGCUAUUGGCGCUCUGCAGGAAGCAUCAGAAGCAUACCUUGUCGGUCUUUUCGAAGACACUAAUCUGUGCGCCAUUCAUGCCAAGCGUGUUACCAUCAUGCCAAAAGAUAUCCAGUUAGCACGACGAAUUCGUGGCGAACGCGCUUAAAUUCACUCACGAUCACACAGAUCUCUUUCCAAUUCAUUUUACUCUCAUUUGGACAUUAUACGUGUUUUCGAACGAGCUACAAAUAUUAUUCUUGACCUUCUUCCGUGUAUAUUUACUAUAGUUAACACACUGCCAAUCACACUAAAUCACAUAAUAAAGAUAUUGAGAGAGGAAUAGAAAUAUAAUAUGUUCCUGUCUCUCUUUAUAUUAGAUUUCAUAAUUCGACGAAACAUAAUCGCAAUUCGUACAAUGAUACAAAAAAAAAUAUAUAUAUAAAAAGACAAAAGAAAAAUAUAUGUUAUAUGUAACGUACUCGCAAGAAAGAAAAAUCAUUGCAGAACCAGUAAUUAGUUUUGUAUACUUGGAUACAUAGACAAAAGAAUGAAACACGAGCAAUACCACAAGUACAUAGAUUGCAUGUAUUUUUUUCAUAGAAAACAAAUCCGAAAACUAGCGCUUUUAUUUUAGAAUAUUAGUCGACACUUGCAAUCUUGCUUCAUGAUAGUACACAGAUUGUACUCGUAUAUAAUUCUUUACGUACAAAUGAAACCUACUUAUCACAUAUAUAUAUAUAUAUAUAUAUAUAUAUAUAUAUAUAUAUAAAUUUUCAUAAAACUUAGAGUAUUAAGGGACUGGAUACCGUCUAUGUAAUGCCGGAAACGCUGUAGAAGAAAUAGUUUCUUAGUUGUUUAUCAAUGCACCAUAACUACAUAACGUUUUUUUUCCUCUGACUUACAUUUAAUUUGGAACUAUUCUAGAGUCUCAAAAACUUUUCCAGAAAGAUGGUAUAAUAUUAUAAUAUACAAUUUCUCACAUGUAUCCUAUCGAAAAUUCGGCAUGUAGAAAAGCUGCUGCUGUAAAAUUAUCUUUCUUUUCUCUUGAAAAUUACUUCGCAGAAUUACUUGUUUCUUCGAAAGAGACUGUGUACUAAAAACGAUAGCACAGCAAAAAUUUACUUUUAAUGUGCAUAAUUUAUAUUAAUUUUUGUUAUUUAUUUUAUAUAAAUUUAAAUGUUAUUUAGUGCAAAGCGAUACCUCGAACCAUAUUUGGCACUUAGCAGCCUUUCUCAUGUCGAGUUCGCUAUUAUGCUAGGUUACGUAAUUAUCUUAAUUCUCUUAAAUCGGAUUAUAGUAGUAGCUAUUGAUAAUUGUAACCACAGCACAAUGAAAUACAUUUUCUAAUUGAUGUAACGUA